AUGGCAAACACGGUGAACCCGAUUGUGAGGGGCAGCAAGGACUCGUCUGGUAUCCUCGCCCCUCUCAAGUUCACCCGUCGUCGGGCAACGGGUGACAAGGAUGUCCAGUUCGAGGUCAUGUUCUGCGGGGUCUCCCACUCGGACCUCCACCUCAUCAAGAACGACUGGGGCUUCGCCAACUACCCCAUGAUCAUGGGCCUCGUGACUGAGGUCGGGCCCGGUGUCUCGAAAUUCAAGCCCGGCGACAAGGUCGCCGUUGGCGUCAUGGUCGGCUCGUGCGGCAAUUGCGACUACUGCAGUUUCAGCCUCGAGAACUUCUUCCCCGAGAAGCUCGGGACCCUCACGUAUGGCGGCGAUCCGGAUCUCAUCAUCGUCGAAGAGGAUUUCGUCAUCCGGUGGCCGGAGAAUUUCCCGAUGGGCCGCAGGGCCCCACUUGUCUGCGCCGGGAUCACCACCUACAGCCCGUUGAUGGAUCUUAUGUUAAGAAUCUUCAUAUUUGUGUGUUGCUUCUUAAUUCUUGUGUUAGUUCCUCUUAUUUAA
Molecule: messenger RNA, 540 nt
Organism: Striga hermonthica
Lineage: Eukaryota; Viridiplantae; Streptophyta; Magnoliopsida; Lamiales; Orobanchaceae
Source: the annotation of a GenBank genome assembly